Molecule: messenger RNA, 1320 nt
Organism: Mesorhabditis spiculigera
Lineage: Eukaryota; Metazoa; Nematoda; Chromadorea; Rhabditida; Rhabditidae
Source: the annotation of a GenBank genome assembly
AUGCGGUUGCUGCUCCCAAUCUUGGCCGCUGCACUUCUUGGCCUCAUCGAGUCGGCGAGGACUAGUUAUACCAACUAUCGCCUCGUCAGCUUCACGGCAACUAAGACGGCGGCCGAGUGGCUGCACUACUUGGAGGAGUACGGCUACGAUUAUGCGGAGACGGAAGACGGGCUACGGACGAUCGUCGACGUCUUCUCUGAGCCUUCCAAACACCGGAGGGAGGCCGUCGUGCUGGUCGCCCCGGAGUUUUACCCUACUUUUAUGGACUAUAUGGUUUUACACGGCGUCACCGAUGUCCGCCUUCUCAAGGAGGACGUACAGAGAGACAUCGACAUGGCCCAGAGGUACGGGGCGAAACGGAGAGUACGACGAACGCUGGUCUCUUCUGCUGACUUUAGCGUCGAUGAAUACCACAGUUAUGGAGAGAUGGAGGCCUACAUGCAAAAACUGAGCGACGAGAUGCCCCACGUGGAGAUGACCACCAUCGGCAAUUCGUACGAGGGGCGCACCCUGCAUGGGAUUAAGGUGUCGUCUGGUGGCCCGUCAAAACCCGCGAUCCUCGUCGAUGCCGGUGUGCACGCGAGAGAGUGGAUUGCGCCGGCUGCGGCGUUGUUUUUGAUUCAUACGUUGGCAACCAAGUACGAGCACAACUCGACGAUCCGCGCCGCCGUCAACAGGUUCGACUGGUACAUCGUGCCUCAGAUUAACCCCGAUGGAUAUGAAUACUCGAGAACUGUGGACCGCCUGUGGCGCAAGACUCGCUCAAAGAACAUGACGAUCAACAAGUGGUGCGUGGGCGCGGACGCGAAUCGUAAUUGGGGCUAUAAAUGGGGAGGAACCGGAGCAAACCGUUCGCCCUGCUCGGCCAUCUACGGCGGCUCGGCACCGUACUCCGAGCCCGAGAUCCGGGCGUUCAAAGAUUUCAUCGACGCACGCAUUAACCGGCUGACCAUCUACAUCAGCCUGCACAGCUACGGCCAGCAUUUCCUUUCACCUUGGGGCUACACAGAGCAACGACCCGUAAAUUAUGAAGAUCAGAAAAACGCGGCCGACAUGGCCAUCGCUGCCAUAAAAAACGCCACCGGGGCUUAUUAUAACCAUGGGACGAUUUCGGAAUUGAUGUACCCAGCUUCCGGUACCUCGAUCGAUUUAAUGCAAAGCAGAGGGGUACCGUAUAUUUAUGGAGUCGAGUUGCGGCCGACAGAUACGGUGAACAGCUUCGGGUUCUCGAUCCCGCAGUCGUAUAUCAGGAGCACAGGCGAAGAAAUGAUGGCCGCCCUUCUUGCCCUCGCCGAGUACGCGACGAUACAGCAGAAACUG